This is a messenger RNA of Phytophthora sojae, 1023 nucleotides long. RefSeq lists its product as hypothetical. The record is from RefSeq and is a predicted model, not a curated record. Lineage: Eukaryota; Oomycota; Peronosporomycetes; Peronosporales; Peronosporaceae. Bases 1 to 1023 code for a protein of 340 amino acids. The transcript is spliced from 2 exons.
AUGCGGCGCGGUGCAAGAAGGACCCUCACGGCGCUGGCGCUCGCUGCUGGCGGCGCCGCCUCCGAGCUCGCAGUGUGUUCGCUGCCAUCCAGCGCGCUUUACAUCGAGCAAGGCUCUGCGCUCGUGCCGUGCGCUGCAAGUGGCUCCUCCAGUCUCUCGGCCGAGUGCCAGACCGCGUGCAGCUGCCGGCGACUGGAGAACGACAAGAACGUAUACGGCGUCUGCAUCAACAGCAGCGCCACUUUCGACUGCAACGCCGUAGCGGACGCGACGAACUGUUCUCAAGGAGCUGGCUCAAUGUCGGCGGGCUCAAUGGACUUUGCUGGUGAGCUAGCAAGCGACGGUGGCAGCGGCGGCGGUGGACUGAAGGCGUGGGAAUGGGCUCUCAUUGGCCUCGCCAUUGCGUUCGUGGUGGGGCUGCUGGUCUUCUUCUACAAUUGGUUCAAGCACCGGCCGCAGCUGGGCGACAACCGCCGGGAGGUGGUGCAGUCGCUGGAGCUCAGUCGCUCGCAGCCCAAGGGCGGCGUGGAUAACAUGCUGCCCGUCGCGAUGCGCGAGAGUCAGGCGGGGACAGCUACGAGCAACCGCGAGAGCGCGGCGAGGAGCACGACGCGCUCGCAUGACACGAACCCGUCCCAGAUAUCGGGCUUCUCUGGUGGGAGCUACCACACGUACGCGGGCAACCCCAUGAGCAGCACGCUCACGGAUACUGAGAUCGUGACGCAGCACCAGGAGCGCGUGUUCUCGCCCAUCAGCGACGCGUCUCGAUCCGUCGGAUCGUCCGAGUAUUCACAGGGUGUGGACACCACCAUGACGCCCAACACGGCCUUGCUGGCAGCCUCCCGCCAGCAAGAGGAUAGCGCGGACUCGGACGACCAAGCCUACCCUUCUCUUAGCAGCUAUUCACUGUCGAGUGGCAUGGGGGAUUCCUUCUCCAGCGAGCUAUCCGUCGAGGGCGGUGACUCAGACAUGGAAACCGGCGAGAGGGCUCCGUUCCCGCGCAAGAAAUCGAUCGAGUUUUAA